AGACGUACUCUCGGAAUUGUGGACUUCAUUUCCCGUCGGCACCGUCGUUCUUCCCUUGCCUUUGAACGAACUACCCUUGUGCUCGGUCGCUUUGUGGCUUGGCGUUAGUGUCGAGUGGUGUUGUAGAAGUUUAUACAGACGAAAUCAUGGCAGAGGCAGACCGGCCAGGGAAACUCUUCAUUGGUGGCCUGAACACCGAAACAAACGAGAAAGCCCUUGAACAGUAUUUCGGGAAGUACGGGAGAAUUGUUGAAGUGCUGUUGAUGAAAGACCGAGAGACGAACAAAUCAAGGGGCUUUGCCUUCAUAACAUUUGAGAGCCCAGCUGAUGCGAAGGAUGCAGUGAGAGAAAUGCACGGAAAGUCCCUUGAUGGCAAACCAAUCAAAGUGGAACAAGCAACAAAGCCCCAGUUUGAGUCUGGAGGGCGAAGAGGCCCUCCUUCCAUGUACCCUGGUUCACGUGGCUCACUCAGAGGUGGUCUUAGAGGAUCCAGAGGAGCACCAGGUGGAAUGAGAGGCCCACCACCCAGAGGGAUUGUAGAACCUUUUUUCAAAGGGAUGUCACCCAGAGGCCCUCCUCCCUUGAAGAGAGGACCCCCAAUCCGCAAUGGAGGACCCCCACCGAAGAGAUCAGCACCCUCAGGACCAAUGGGCAGACCUCCCAUGUCCCGUGAAAGAGAUCCAUAUGGACCACCUCCUCCCAGAAGAGAUAGCAUGAUGUCCAGGAGAGAUGACUACCCAUCUCCACGAGAUGACCACUAUAGUAGCAAAGACAGUUAUUCCAGUCGAGACUACAUGAGUUCUAGGGACGCCAGAGACUAUGCUCCACCCCCUCGAGAGUACCCAUACCGCGACUACCCACACUCCAGUUCCCGUGACGAAUAUGGGUCCAUGUCACGCAGCUACAGCGACCGUGACGGCUACGGUGGAAGUCGUGAGCCGCGGGGCUACAUUGACCGCCCCAGCGCAGGUUCCUAUAGAGACCCCUAUGACAGUUACGGUAACUCGCGCAGCACCCUGCCCUCAAGGGGUCCCCCAAGUGGCGGAAGCAGUCGCUAUGACGACUAUGGCAGCAGUUCCCGGGAUGGGUACGGCAGCCGUGACAGUUACCCCAGCAGUCGCAGUGAUCCUUACUCCACUAGCCGUGGUGAGCGAAUGGGCAGACAGGAGCGGGGGCCAGCCCCCCCGAUUGAUAGAGGCUACCCCCCUCGAGAUUCUUACAGCAGCUCAAGCCGUGGAGCACCUCGGGGAGGUGGACGUGGAGGCAGUCGUGUCGAUAGGGGAAUGGCCCGCAGCAGAUACUAAAGGGGAGGAAACUUAACCAAUGAGAGGAUCACAAACUGUGCAUAAGCAAUUUUCAUAACACAGAUGAAGAUGGAAUGUCUAAAAGGGGAUUGAAAUCCAUGGACAAAAAAAAAAAAACACUGUUGCGCCCCCUUUCUCCUUAAACCGUCAUUGUUUCUCAGAAGUUAAGUGUAACGUUUUGUAUAUCUCCCUUAAACACCUGCAUCAAGUACUGUAGCAGUUUUAAGUAUUAGGUGUCAUUUUGUUCUAGUGUUUCACUUGCUGCAGUUCCUUGGAAAUAACAUGCCUUUUCAUUUACUAAUAAAGUUUUUAAUCAACAAUCUUGACCAAAGUUGGUGGAUGUUCAACAAAAAGUAACCAAUUUCAUGUAUGGUUGUAUUUAUUUGCCUUCAAAAUUUUUCUAAACUCAAUGAAAUGUUCCAAAGUCACAGUUACCAUGGACCUUUGACCUUGAAUUAAAAGGUUGGUUAGAUGCCUGUUGAACUGAUCCUGCAUUUCCAUGGAAGAGAAGGGGCAACUCUGACAUUUCCCCCCCAAAACACAGUAGAGGAAAUGGAUCUCUCACCUGAAAGGCUUGACCAUGGCUUGCAUUGACCUACCAAAAGAGCAUGAUGACCGAAAUGCGAGUGAAUCUCAACCAAUUACAAACAAGUUGCGUGUCAUCGGAUGGUAAGCAAAGCAAACUUGCACAUUUCUCAUCUAAAUGGGAUACAAGUUCAAUCGGUGACAUUCUCAAACUUACUGUGCAUCUUCAGUACAGUGCAACUCGAGCCUUUUUAAGCAAAAAUUUGAUCUUUUUAAAGUUUCUACACCAAUUCACUUCUGUCGGGAAGCCUUCCAAGCAAAAAUAACUGAAUAUGUCCAAGUGAAUAUGUAUACCAUCUAGAUGCAGUUUUUUGGAAUUGGUCAUGAUGUGAAAUAAUGUGAAAGAUGCUUUAAUUUGUACAAUUUGAAACCUAAAGGUCACAUGUUCAGAUUCAUGAAAGGAGAUCAAGCUGAUGGAGAGGAAAAGCCAUAGUGAUGGAGCACAAACUGAGGAUAAGCUGAACUGGAUCAUGGCCUGUUUAAUAUGGAAAAAAGUAAAUUACUGCAGCAAUUUUAAGAUGCGUUUAUUUUUCUUCUGAAGUUGCAUUUGCCGGUCGGAAAUAAUAUUCCUUUUAAUUUACUAACUUUACAUCGGCACGCCUGAUCAAAGUUGGUGGACGUUAAACAAAAUCCCUUGUAACAACUACAGUAUAUCGUAUUUCCCCUUAAUUUCUCCAGUCUCAAUGAAAUGUUCCAACUCUUGAAAUCACAGCAAUGUAACUUUCUAACUGUGAAUUAAGGUUUGUUAGAUGCCAUUCAAAUGAACCUGCGUUUUCAUUGAAGAACUAAAGAGAGUUGACUUCCUCCUAACCUCUUAGUAGUGGAAACGGUUCCUUACCUGAAAGCCUUAACCAUGGCUUGCGUUUACUUAGUGAGAGCCUGAUGACCCAAGCAAAAGUGAAUCUCCAGAAAAGUUAAUCUACAACACUCAACCAAUUGCAAACAAGCCACCUUUGGAUGGGUAAGCAAAAUACAAAAGUUGUAUUUUUACUAAUCUAAAUUGGAUGUAAGAUCUGUUGAAUACGUUCAGGAAGCUCAAAGUAUUGUUUUUAAGCAAAAUAAUAGUCAAAUCGUCCACCAUAAUUGAAGCCUUGUGGGUGAUCUAAAAGUUUGAGUGGAUACUUAUACCGUCUGGAUGCUUCAGAAUUGGGCAUAAUUUAGUGUCAAGGAUUGAAAUUACUUAUUUGAACAUUUAAAUUCACAUUUACAUUCAUGAGAGGAGAUCAAGCCGGUGGAGUACGAACUGAGGAAAAACCCAAAUUGGACCGUAAUCAGUUUUAACUCAAGAAAAAGGAUGAUGAGCAUAUUUUCAUUCUAACUGCACUUCCCUGGAAAUCAUUUUAAUUGAUUAAUCAAGUCUUUAUUAACAAUCCUGAUAAAAGCUGGAUUUUAAGACAAGUAACCACUGUCAUGUAUUGUAUUUAUAUGAAAUUUCUCUGGUCUCAGAAAUGUUUCAGCACUUCAAAAUGCAAUGACCUUUGACCUUGAAUUAAAAGGUUUUGUGUGCAUAUUCAGUUGGUCCUGUGAUUUCACUGAAGGAAAAAAGGCGAUUGCAACUUUGCCCCCAAAACUUUUAGUGCACCUCAGUGGAAGGGGAUCCCUCGCCCAAAAGCCUUAACCAUGGCUUGCAUUGACCCAUCAAGAAAGCCUGACCACCGAAACACAAGUGAAUCUCCAACACUCGACUGAUUGCAAACAAGUUGCCUGCCAUUGGAUGGUAAGCAAAGCCAACUUGCACUUUCUUGUAUAAAGUGGAUACAAGGUCCAAGUGGUGUUCCCAAACUUAGUGUGCAUCUUCAGUUCACAAUAGUUGUACAAUUCAAGCCGUAUUUUAAGCAAAAAUACUACCUAGUUUUCUCAUCAUGAAAUUGUCCACCCUGGUCCGCAUGCAUUUCAAACCAGACAAAAACACAAAUGGUUCAAGCAAAUACAUACAACACCUGGGUGCAUUUCUCAGAAUUGUUUGUACUGUACUCUAAGAAAUGGCUUAAUUUCUGCAAAAAGUUGAAACUUAAAAAAAUAAUUGGUGCACUCAUUCUUGAAAGAAGAUCUUGCUGAUGGAGAGGAAGUGCUAUACUGAGGAAGUUGAAACUGGAAAAGCCCAACUUGGAUCAUGACCCGUUUCAACUCAAGAAACAAGAUAAAGGUUUGUGUUUUACAGUUAAUUGCAUUAAUUCUAUAAAUGUCUGAAAUGUUUGUUUUCUUUUUGCAGGAUAAUGUUCUGUGCCUCUGCCAGAUUAAACUAUGACUACAAGUUGAAACUUGGAAAGUCAGGCCUUUGCAAGGUGCCUGAAAGAUCCUGCUGCAGUUGGUUUGGCUCUGAAGGGAAAGUGCUGCAGGAUGGGGUUGCAGUGCACAGCUCUGAAAUGACCUUGUGGAAAAUGGUGGUAUUGAAACUCCAUGUGUGUUGAGAGGACUCCCUGCUAUGGUUUCAAUAAAGUUUGCUGAAAAUGUG
Molecule: messenger RNA, 4344 nt
Organism: Anguilla anguilla (European eel)
Lineage: Eukaryota; Metazoa; Chordata; Actinopteri; Anguilliformes; Anguillidae
Product: RNA-binding motif protein, X chromosome-like
Exons: 10
Coding region: 147-1304 (385 amino acids)
Biological process (GO): positive regulation of mRNA splicing, via spliceosome
Cellular component (GO): spliceosomal complex
Molecular function (GO): RNA binding
Source: RefSeq, a predicted model, not a curated record